UGCACCAAAAACAAUGAUAAAGUUUCGGUACAAACGUAAGGAUCCGGCACCGGCGAAAAAGUGUGACGAUGGUGCCGGGGCAAACUUUGCCGACCCUCGCGCUUCUACGGGUAAAUCGCAGCAAGCGUCGACGGGUGCCGGUGAGGUUGGGGCACGCCCUGCCGGUAGCCCUAGUCUACAGCCGACCCAUUACGUGCGGUCGGGUAGUACGCAGGGGAACAGCGCGACACUGCCGAAAGAUCACCGGAGUUCCGGUGGUAUGGGCGUCGACCAUCAGCCACAGUCCGAGCGGGAUGCUAGCGAGGAGACUGCUCGAUUUGAGGGGCAUCCUUGCUGGGGAAGCUACCAACAGCAGCAGCAGCAGCAGCAGCAGCAACAGCAGGCUGUUCAGUACCAUCAGGAGUUGCUUCAGCGUGUUAAGAUGGAGAAUGAGCUGCAUCAGCUGCAGCAACAGCAGCACUACGAGUAUCUGUCCUGCAUCGAUGCGGUCGUUGAAUUGUUUUCACAACUGCAAACCAGCUCGGAACCGGCGCUAUGUCCGGAACCGCUGAGGCGUGCGCUGGCCAGCGGACCGCUCGCCGGCCGUCGGUUCCCGCUCGGCUGCCUGGGCGAUGCGGCGGAAUGCUUCGAGCUGUUGCUGCACCGCGUACACCAACAUCUGUCCCCGGUGGAUAGCGAUAGUUGCGAGGCAGCGCAAUGCGUCGCCCAUCAGCGUUUCGCAAUGCGGGUCGUCGAGCAGAGCGUGUGCGAGUGCGGUGCCAAUUCGGAGAAGCUUCCAUUUACGCAGAUGGUGCACUAUGUGUCGGCUUCGGCGCUUACAUCGCAAAACACGCUCUCGAUACAACAUCAGCAAAAUAUCACGUUCGGCCAGCUACUGCGGAACGCGGGCAAUAUGGGAGACAUCCGCGACUGUCCGAGUGCGUGUGGCGCCAAGAUCGGUAUCCGGCGGGCACUGCUGAAUCGGCCGGACGUCGUUUCGAUCGGGGUCGUGUGGGACUCGGAGCGUCCACCGGCGGAUCAGGUGCAUGCCGUGCUGAAGGCGAUCGGGACCACGCUCCGGCUGUGUGACGUGUUCCAGCAGGUUUCCGAUCACCGGUGGGCCCAAACCGUCCACCACGAGCUGGUGGGUGUUGUGUCGUACUACGGCAAGCAUUACACCACCUUCUUCUUCCACACGAAGCUGCGCGUUUGGGUGUACUUUGACGAUGCGAACGUGAAGGAGGUGGGGCCGAGCUGGGAAGGUGUGGUGGAGAAGUGUUCCCGCGGGAGGUACCAGCCGCUGCUGCUACUGUACGCCUUACCGCAGCCGCAGCAGCUGCAACAACAGCAGCAGCAACAGCAACAGCUGCAACAUCAGCAGGAGCUAACGACACUGGCCCAGCACCGUCGGGCCGUUACGCCCAGCCCGGAAAAGGCUUCCAUGGGAUCGAAUGUCCGGCGUGCCAUCACCCCUACCCCGAACCGGGCGCUUCCCAUCUGCGACUAUCAGAAUCUGACCGUUAUACAGAGCAAAAUAUUCUCCUCGGCAAAUGGUGGCCCGGGGGGCGCAGCUGCCGGCGAAGAUGCGCAGGAAAAGGAGCACUACAUUAGCCGGAAAGCGGUGCAGAAUGUGCUGAACGCCCAGUACCAAAACCUGUCCGUCAUACAGGAUAAAAUCUUUCCGUCCACACACGAUCAGCAGCAGCAGCAGCAACAACAGCAGCUACGCAUUUUAGCGAACGGUUCGAGCAAGCAGCAACAUCACCAACAACAGCAAACUUUAGGCUACAAUCGGAGUCUUGUGAACGGUGUUGAGGGUGGUGCCAGCAGCUCCGUGGGCAUGCCCAACGUGUCGCCCUCGUCCUCGAGCGGUACAGCCUCCUCGCCGGAUGGGCUCUCCAUGCCGGACCAUCUGAACCAACCGCGGCGGCGCGACUCGGGUAAUUGGAGCGGUGAUCGCAACUCCGCAUCUUCAUCCUCCUCGACGACGCUGGACAACCCGUAUCUGUAUCUGGUCGGCAAGCGGCAAGUAGGUGGAAGUGUACCGGCCAGUCCAACGCGCGGUAACAACUCCACCAACAACGGGUUAGGCACGAUGGGCGGUGGCACAAACGGUGGCCAGUUCUAUGAUGCCGGCUACGACUCGUACUCGCUCUCUUCAACCGAUUCGUUCCCCUCCAAGCAUCAGUCGAGCGGUACGGCGGGAUCCCUGCUGAUGGCGUCGUCCGGUUCGUCCUGCGGGAAUGGCACUAUGACGAAGAUACCGGAAUCCGUCGUCCUGUCCGGUGAUUGCGAGAAGCUGUGCAUGGAAGCGGACCAACUGUUGGAGAAGUCCCGCCUGCUGGAGGAUGCGCACGAUCUCGAGACAGCGCUGGUGCUGUGUCAUGCCGCCGCUAGCAAGGCCCGAGCGGCCAUGGAUGCACCAUACAGCAACCCACACACGAUGACGUUCGCACGCAUGAAGCACAACACCUGUGUGAUGCGGGCUCGCUCACUAAACCGCCGCAUCCUGAUCGAGAAGGGUGGCGAAAUGAUAAAAGAGCAGCAGCAGCAGCAGCAGCAACAACAACAACUGCAGCUGCAACAACAGGCACAGCUACACCUACACCACCAAACGAUGCAGCAGUACCACGUGCUAACGGCCGGCGGUGCCUUACAGCAUCGACGGCAGAACAGCAAGGAGAAAAUGCUGUCAGCCGGCGCUGUCGCUCACCACGCGCUGUCCGGUUCGACAACGGCAGGCACGACGGCUGGGGCAGCAGUUGGGUCUGCGUCGGCCGGCAGCGUGCUGCGCAACUCACCCUCGAAGAACAUUGAAAUUUACGCGACACUGCCGAAGAAGAAGGUUACGCUGAAGCUGAUCGAGGCGGAGCACAUCGAGCCGGAACCGGCGAUCGAUCUGAAGGCACCGACCGAACGCGAAAGCCGCAGCCUGUUUUCGCGCGUCACCAGCGAUAAGGAUGGCAAGGAGGGGAAGGAGAAGCGCAGCCGUAGCGAGGAUCGGAACAAAGCGCUCGCAUCCAGUGCGUCGUAUGCCGAUCCGGGGCUUGUCAACGCGAAGGACACACUGCGCAAGCACAAGGAGGAGAAGGAUGCGAACGAUCGGAAAGAGAAGGAGGCGAAAUCGGGCAAGAAGCAGCACAAGAUCCGCCGGAAGCUGCUGAUGGGGGGUUUAAUACGACGCAAAAAUCGCUCCAUGCCGGAUCUAACCGAGGCCAUCAAUGGGGGUUCGGGUGCGGGUGGAUCCGGUGGCGAGAACGGGAACGGUGAGUCAUCGCUGCUGGACGGUGGCGUGGGUGGUGGUGGCGUUGCAGGACCGCUCGGUACCUCGCUGGACGACAGUGCGGUCGGGCUGAGCGUAAGCGCAAAGGACAACCCGAACAGUGGCUACCUAUCGGAGGGUCACUUUGACUACCAUCCGAUCUCGAAUACGAACCCGAACCUCGAACGGAGCAAGCUGAUGCGCAAGAGCUUCCACGGCAGUGGACGUUCGCUGUCCAUCCCGAAGGUGCCACCACCACCACCGGUUAGGAUCGGGUCGGCACUCACUGCCGUCUCGGGUGCACCGUCCACGGUCCAACAGCAACAUCAGCCAGCCGGCACGUCCUACGCGGCAUCUUCCUCCUCCGCAUCGCCAUCCAUGCUGCAGAUGCAGAAGCUACCCCUGAACGGUGUCAAUCUGCGACAUCUCGAGUACGUGACGGAGGCGGCAGCGGCCGCAAACAAUGGACUGCCGGCCCAUCCACCGAGCGGCAUCAAACCGUUCCACGAGGCGAACGUGUCGAACCUUUCCACCAUGAGCUCCAACACCAGCAUGAGCGAAGACUCGUGCCAAACCAUCAUCACGACCUGCGCGGUGGUACAUCAGGAACAGUCACCGGUCAAAGCGCAAGAUCAUCUGCCACCGGCGCCAUCAUCACCGGCCACCGGCGGGAUGGAGGAAGUCGACUCUAUCGUCCGCUAUCAGCAACAUCAACAGCAGCAACAUCAGCCCCUGCUGGAAUUACCGCCCUACCCGAGUCCUCCCUCCACCACGUGCCAUUCGCGACAGGCAAGCGAGGACUUUCCGCCACCUCCACCUGCCAUUGACUUUGAGCCGUUGCACGAACAGCUGAACGAAAUACAAAGUCUGCAGGUGGCUGCUACGCAGUCCAAUGGUGGACAGGGUAUUAAGCAUCAACAGCAGCAACAGGCUCACGGUCAGACAGGCAUUCAGAACACGACGAGCAUUUUGGCACAGCUGCAGGCGAAACAGCUCCAGCAACAGAUGCAACUCCAGCAGCAACAACAACAACAACAACAACAGUAUCAACACUUGCAGGAACAGCAACAUCCACAUCCGCACGGCGUCAGCAAUACGAACAAUCCGAUCAGCACUAGCGAAAUUCUGAACGAAACCACGCGUUCGGAGAUCUGGCUGAAGGAGUUGCAGCUGAAGCAGCUCGCACUAAAGCAGCAGCAACAGUGCCGCGAAUCGGCUAGCGGUUCCGUCGCGCAACAAUAUCAGCAGCAAGGGCAGAAGAGCAGCAACCUCAUCACCGCGGCACCAGCGAACGGUGGCGAUCAACGUAGCGUGCGCGAUCUUGCGUCGCGUUUCGAGCAAAUUAAGCUCUCGGUUGGCUCUCAACUCCAGCAGCAGCAACAGCAGCUGCAUCAUCCACCAAACGUUCGCACCGGCAUGAGCGGGUUAUUGCUUGCCGAUCAGCAGCAGAAAGCCGCCCGGACCACACCACCGCCACCGCCACCGCCGCCACCUGCAGUCGACGCACUGCUGGGUGAGACAAAUGCCGGUGGUACCGACUAUGCCACCAACAGUGGCGUGGAUGUCGUGGACUGUCCGCGUGAUGUUGGCGUCGUGUACCGGAUGCAGCUGCCGAAACCACGGUACGACAUUGCGCAGAGCCAGAUACAGGAGGAGAUCCGUGAGGUGGAGAUGCUGAACCAGGUCGUACAGCAAACGCUCAAUAACGGUAGUGCCGGUGGCAUUACCCAAGCCAACAAGUCGCAACUGCUGCACUGCUCCGACGCACCGCCAGUGUCGGCCGGACGCACGAAGAAGAAGAGCGUGUCCUUCUGCGAUCAAGUCAUACUGGUAGCUACGGCAGACGAGGACGAAGAUGAUGGGUUCAUACCGAAUCCAAUUCUUGAGCGCGUGCUACGAACGGCUGGUGGUGGUACCGCUCCUACUACAACGAACAGCUGCACCGAAGGCGAUUCUUCUGCGGGCGUCCUAAUGUCUGCUGCAUCCGGUGAGGGAAGUGUGAAUGGACAGCCACAACCACCAGCCACCACACUGGCAGGGGGUAUGCAGGAACGUUUGCCGACGCUUUCCACCAGCAUAACGUACCAUCCAAUCAAGGCACCUUCUCCAACGCAACAGCUGAAACAAUCGCCAUUACCUCCGGUGUCGGCCGGUCCGGUGUAUUCUCUUGCGGCCGAUAUGCACAAGCAGAACAUGGAGAUACAGCGUCAGCUGCAGCAGCAACAGCAGCAGUAUUACGGUGUUGUCAACAAUGCACCUGAUCUGGAGAGUUACAAGCAGCAGCAACAGCAACCGCAGCAACAACAACAGUAUAGCUCCAUACCCGCAAACGCCACCAUAUUCAAGACGCAUCAGUUCAGCACAACGAUGCCGACGAAGAGCACUCCGGCACUGUACGGUGUACCGCCUAAUAUGACACUCCAGCUGCAUCAACAACAACAACACCAACAGCAGCAGCAGCAACAGCAACGGCUCUAUGGCAGCGAUACAGGUAGCGAGCUUAGCUUUGAUGGUCGAACGUCUGGGGCCUCGUCACAGCUGUCCGGUGUGUCCGCCUCACCCUACAUGACCGUGCCCCACAUGCUGGACGGAGGUCCACAGGUCGGUUAUCAAACCGUGUCCGCAUCACCCACCACCAUCACCACCAACUCGAGUCCCGCCUCCAACACGUUGCUGCGCCAGAACAUAGCCUCCUUGCUUCAGCAUCAGCAGCAAAAUAUGGGCGGGGUUCUGACGCCGUCCACGAUGCGUACACCGCCACAGAACGGUCUUGGGCUGGUUUCGAACGUGUACCAGAAACCUCCGAAGCCUCUCAACGGCUACCAGCAGCAACAGCAACAACAACAUCAAAUGCAACAGCUCACCAACACGUACAAUGGUAACGUGUCCUUACCAUACGCCCAGCAUCAGCAACAACAACCGCAACAGUCGAGCACCGUUGCGCCCUCAUCCUCUCCUUACCAACGCGUGCCGUUACCGCUCGGGUACGAAGGCAUGGCUACAUCGCUCUACCACGAUCAACCCACAAUCGGUAUGUUGAAUCAGCAGCAGCAGCAACAACAACAACAACAACAUCUUCCACACGGUGGUACUUCUCCAUCGACAACACUCCAAUCGAAACCGACCCAGAAGAAGGUGAGCUUUGAACCCGGUACGAAGGGUGGCGGUCCUGAUGCGGCCACCGGUACGCAAACACCUGCCCCGUCCACCAGCAACGCCUGCCCGCAACCACCGCCGGCCCAGCACUAUCAGCUGCAGAUGGAGGCGCAGCAUCAACAGCAGCAGCAGCAGCAAAACGUCGUCGGUUUGCCGCCGACACGCGUUGUGCCGAUUGCCACGUACAAUGGGAACGCGAUCGUCAAACCGUCCGCCAAAGCCGUCCAGUGCAAUCUCUGCCGCAAGAAGCACUGCAUCCUGCCGGCCAUCUACUGUACCGAUUGUGAGACCUAUCUUGCCCGCUUCCAGAUGCCGGUACGGCGAUAACCCUUUGCCGUGCUUGCUGGCGUUUUAACUCGCGCUCGCACUCUACAUCCUGUGGGUUGUAGGAGGCCAUCUUGUACAGUAGAGAUAUUCGCUUGUGUAGUAAGAGGAUGCUGAAGGAGGGGGAGAAGGAAAAUGCAGGCCCAACUGGUUGUGAACCAACGUGGAGGAGGAGUAGGUGUAAAACGUUAGGAGAGGUUGGCUCUCUUGACUUCACCGCAUCAUACCGUGCCUGAAUGUGAUAUAUCUAUGAGUGAAAAAAGGGGUAAAGAGAGAUAGGUAGAGACAUAGAGAGAAAGAGAGAGAG
Anopheles moucheti is the source of this 7028-nucleotide messenger RNA. RefSeq lists its product as uncharacterized. The transcript has 4 exons. Lineage: Eukaryota; Metazoa; Arthropoda; Insecta; Diptera; Culicidae. The record is from RefSeq and is a predicted model, not a curated record. Bases 14 to 6724 code for a protein of 2236 amino acids.